Chlamydomonas reinhardtii is the source of this 1421-nucleotide messenger RNA. RefSeq lists its product as uncharacterized. The transcript has 8 exons. Bases 121 to 1137 code for a protein of 338 amino acids. Gene Ontology annotation, cellular component: nucleus; ribonucleoprotein complex; cytoplasm. Gene Ontology annotation, molecular function: mRNA binding. NCBI's taxonomy places the organism in Eukaryota, Viridiplantae, Chlorophyta, Chlorophyceae, Chlamydomonadales, Chlamydomonadaceae. The record is from RefSeq and is a predicted model, not a curated record.
AUUUCCAGGCAUUCCUCAAUUAAACGCAAACGACCAAGGGCGCCGCCUCGUCAAGAGAAUCUGCGUCGUCUGAGCUCGCCGAGGGGAGGUUGAGCGUCGGCGUUCGUCUCGGCCGCCAACAUGGCUGGCACGCGCGUGUUCGUGGGCAACCUGCCCAUGGACGUCCGCGAGCGCGAGGUUGAGGACCUGUUCUUCAAGUACGGCCGCAUCCGCAGCGUGGACCUCAAGAUUGGGCCCCGUCCGCCCGCUUUCGCCUUUGUCGAGUUCGAGGACGAGCGUGACGCUGCGGACGCUGUGCGUGGCCGUGACGGCAUCGAGUUCCAAGGCCAGCGCCUGAGGGUUGAGGUGUCACACGGCCGUCGUGGCGGUGCUGGUGGUGGCGGUGGCGGCUUCGGUGGCGGUGGUGGUGGUUUCGGUGGCGGUGGAGGCGGCUACGGCGGCGGUGGUGGUUAUGGUGGCGGUGGAGGAGGCGGCUACGGAGGCGGCGGUGGUGGCUACGGAGGCGGCGGUGGCGGCUAUGGUGGUGGUGGAGGCGGCUACGGAGGCGGUGGUGGCGGCAGCGGCGGUGGCGGCGGCGGCCGCAGCCUGGGCCCUAACCCCUUCGGCCCCAGCCGCCGCACCGACUUCCGCGUCAUCGUGACCAACCUACCGCUCAGCUGCUCGUGGCAGGACCUGAAGGACCACAUGCGCCGCGCCGGCGAGGUGACGUUCAGCCAGGUCAUGCGCGACGGCCGCGGCAUGCUGGGCCUCAUCGACUACGCCACCCGCUCCGACCUGGAGCUGGCGCUACGCAAGCUGGACGACAGCGAGUUCAAGAAUCCCUACGACACUGCGCGCAUCCGUGUGCGUGAGGACCGCGGCGACGGUCCUGCCGGUGUCUCUGGCGGCGGCAGCCGUGGCCGCCGCUCCCGUUCCCGCUCCAAGAGCCGCAGCAAGAGCCGCAGCCGCUCCCGGUCCAAGAGCCGCAGCAAGAGCCGCUCGCGGUCCCGCAGCCACGACAAGAGCCGCUCGCGCUCCCGCUCCAAGUCGCCCGCGCGCAGCAAGAGCCGCUCGCGCUCGCGCAGCCGGUCCCGCAGCCGCUCGCGCUCGCCGGCCCGCAGCGGCAGCCCCGCCCGUGAGGAGGAGAAGGCCGAGUAGACCGCCUAUGGUACAGCAAGGAGGCGGGUUCGGGGUCUCUUUAGCGCUGCACUUCGGGAGAGCUUUCGUGCCGGCGGCGGUAGCUUGGCAUAGAAGUCGGCGCCGGGAACACUAUUCGGACCUCGUUGACGCGGGACAGUGACUGCUCUCACGCAGAACGAUGCAGCGGAAGGCUGUUACGGAGGAUUGCGCCAACAGAGGAUUGACGCGAUUUGCAGUUCCCGGGCGUCGGAUUAUCGGAUGCAACGGCGGAGUCCCUUUAAUAUGUGUAAUUCAUUCAGAGA